CGACAUUGAACAGCUCUCUUGCAAACUGUAACGAUGCUAAUCAGGAACUGAUAGAUAUCGCAAGGAGCCUGCCAUAGCAUUCCAUUUUGGACAGUGCUGUAAUUACAGGAUAACUUUUACUGUCCACCAGCGCUAUGCUGGGAGCAUGUUCAACACCAUCACCCCCAACGAAAAUGCAUAUAGCAAACAUCCAAUACAAGCAUUGGACAAACACACAUCAACAUGACCUCACAACCCCUUAUCCACAUCUCGUGAUGUGACAUCCCCCAAAAAUUCGGUCGAUUGUUAAUACCCACUUGCUGAAACAAACAUGUCGUCAUUGGCAGCUAAACAAAAGGCAUAAAAAGCAAGAGUUUAUUUUCCUUCCCGCUCUUUGUUAGUACAAACCAAUUAUACAAUUUUCCAGAUAUGAGCACUGAGCACCUUGCACCUCGCGCAGCGGAUGUGACUGCCCGCUUGACGGAUCCUCGAACCUACACAGGUACGCAUAAACAAAGAUUUGACGAGGAAGGCCAUGGACGUGGAAUGGCGGGCCGGAAGGAUCUUGUCGAGUACGAUGGAAACACUACCUCUGCGCAUCGUGGUCACGUACCUUUUGGAAGUGAUCAAGAUUUGAGGGAGAGGGUUGAUAGGGAAAAGCCCAUUGUUCGAUCCAAAUCUCGUGAAUCGGAUAUUGGAGUUACCGCAAAGAAAAUCAAGAUUUUUGAAUAUGCUGAGCGAUACUCCCACGGUGAGGAUAUCGUUCUCAACAAGUCAUAUCCUUCCAUAGACAAGCUCCGCGAACACGCCGCAACGCUCAUUCCUCCAGGCAUACCCAAAGUCAUUGUCGACCAGAACCUGCGAGAAAUAACCACGUUGGAUGAUAUGGAAAAUGGAGGAAAAUAUUUGGCGUUGACGCCUCAUGAUCGUGCUCAUUUCUCAGAGGAACGGGUACCUACCGCGUUUCGCAAAUAGUGGCAGUUUUAGCAAAUGUGGUUUUUUGAAAAUGUGUCCUUGUAUAAAAAGCAGAAUAGACCGUUUUGUCUAAGA
Spizellomyces punctatus DAOM BR117 is the source of this 1029-nucleotide messenger RNA. RefSeq lists its product as uncharacterized. The transcript has 5 exons. The record is from RefSeq and is a predicted model, not a curated record. Gene Ontology annotation, molecular function: tubulin binding. Bases 409 to 954 code for a protein of 181 amino acids. NCBI's taxonomy places the organism in Eukaryota, Fungi, Chytridiomycota, Chytridiomycetes, Spizellomycetales, Spizellomycetaceae. Gene Ontology annotation, biological process: intracellular signal transduction; microtubule polymerization.